Haplochromis burtoni (Burton's mouthbrooder) is the source of this 1392-nucleotide messenger RNA. RefSeq names its product zinc finger protein 329. The record is from RefSeq and is a predicted model, not a curated record. NCBI's taxonomy places the organism in Eukaryota, Metazoa, Chordata, Actinopteri, Cichliformes, Cichlidae.
UAUAGCCGGAACUUUAUAAUGUGACACACAGAGGAAACAGUCCUGGCGCUACUUCUAAGUUAGCCGCUUGUUGAAGCUGGAAAACGGUUGCAUUCGCGUAUAACAGAGAAAUAUUUGAGCUGUCAAAGUAACGAUGUGUUCCGUUGAGUAUUUGCGAGAGUUUGUUAGCGAGAGACUAACGGCUGCUGCUGAAGAGAUAUUCGGCGUCUUUGUUAAAACGAUGGUCCAGAAUGAGGCCGAGAUCAGUCAGCGCAGACUGCAGGAUAUCACUGUGAAGUUCCCCAAAAUAAAGUUACACAGAAUCGACCUCCCACAACAACUUGUCAUUAAUGAUAAAGAUGAGGCUCUUAUAGAGCAGCAGCAGCACUGUAACCAGGAGAGGAACUCCAGAUUGGUCCAGGAGGAAGCAGAGCCUCUCCUGAUAAAAGAGGAACAAGAGGAAGACUGUUCCAUGGACACCAGAGACCAGCAAGGAACUAAACAUGUAGAAAUGGGAUCAACCACCAAUGAGGAGCUGAAGCCAAAGAAGAAAUGUCACAGAACCAAAAAUUACAAUGUGGACUCUCCCAUGUCAGGGAGUCACUGUAACAUGGACACAGACCAGCUCCAGCAAUAUGUCUGCAAGGAGGAGGUUCUCGAGGACUUGUACCUCUUUAACCUGGAGAACUCUGGUCUGGAUCAACAGGACAUUGGAUCGGCUAAGAUUAAGGAAGAAUGGACGGAACUUUGCACAAGUCAGGAGAGACAGGAGCUUGUAAUUGACCAGGAAACCAAUCCAUUAACAGUAAUUUAUGAGGAAAAAAACUACUGCCAGCCGAAACCAAGCAGUCACCUGCUCCUCUCUCACAACUCUCUACAUCAAAAAAGAACGUCCACAGAUGAGAAACCAUAUUCUUGCAACACUUGUGGGAAAAGAUUUAAAUAUGCAUCAAAGCUAAAAAUACACACGAGCAUUCACACAGGUGAGAAGCCAUUCUCGUGUGACGCAUGUGGGAAAACAUUCAGGAGAAAGGAUAACUUGUUGGUCCAUAUAAGAACUCACACCGGUGAAAAGCCAUAUUCCUGCAGCAUUUGUGGGAAAGCGUUUAGAGACAGCUCAAAUCUGAUAUAUCACAUUAGAUUUCACACAGGUGAGAAGCGAUACUCGUGUGAAACAUGUGGGAAAAGAUUUUAUCAUAAGGGCAAUUUAACGGUGCACAUGGUGACGCACACAGGUAUAAAACCUUACCACUGCAAGAUUUGUGGAAAAAGAUUUGCUUGCUUAGCAAAUUUGAAAAUUCAUGCAAGGACUCAUACGGGUGAGAAGCCAUAUUCUUGUGCGACAUGUGGCAAAACUUUUAGUCAGAGUACAAAUCUGAAAUUCCACACAAGAAUCCACACAGGCGAGAAGCC